Messenger RNA from Harmonia axyridis, 3666 nucleotides. Its product is annotated as piwi-like protein Ago3. Gene Ontology annotation, biological process: regulatory ncRNA-mediated gene silencing. Lineage: Eukaryota; Metazoa; Arthropoda; Insecta; Coleoptera; Coccinellidae. The transcript has 4 exons. Gene Ontology annotation, cellular component: P granule. The record is from RefSeq and is a predicted model, not a curated record. Bases 687 to 3272 code for a protein of 861 amino acids. Gene Ontology annotation, molecular function: piRNA binding; protein binding.
GGAUUAUGGACAAUGAUAUAAUAUAAAAAUAUUGUCAUUAUCUGGUUAUCAAUCAACAAUCUGGUUUUUUCAAUUAAAUUUAAUUUUUAGUAUGUAUCAGCUUUAAUAUCAAAAACUAGUUGAGCAUAUUCCACUUUAUUUUCAAACUAAAAAUGAUAAUACUUUGGCAAAUUGACUAUAUUCAAUAGCAGCCCAUUAAUAAUUAUAUUGUGAUAAAAAAAUUCAUAUAGAAUCGAAUGUAUCCAUAUGCUUUAUGAAAGAAUAAUAUAAAAAAGUGUAAUAUAAAACCAAUGAAAAAAAUAAUUUCAAGCAUUCUAUUGAAUCAACUGAUCAAAUAAUCGGGCAUUAGGCGUUAUAUUUGAAUAUUCAAAUAUAACGAAAGUAAUCUCAGAAUUUACAGGGUUCGCUUUUGAAAGAACUUAGAAGUUGACAUAUCUCGACAAAACAUUUGUUUUCCUGUUUUCCCUCCUCUUCACCGAGCCACAGGUGUUACAGAUGAGGCCAUAACCUUAAACUUUUCAAUUGUCCUUCGUUUUGUAGGGGAACCCUGUGAAUAUGUUCAUUUUUGUAUAAUGUUAUGUUUUGUCCAUUGUAAAAAUUGUUCAAUUUACAGACGCAUUCCAAAGCAGGUACACCCCAAAGAAGUAUUAUAAGUAUUGAUAAGAAUAUAGUUAUAGAGAUUCAAUAUGGGAGAUGCUCAAGCUCCAAAGGGCAGAGCUGCCCUCUUGGAAAAGUUAAGAUUGAGGAAACUGCAACAAGUUGGUAUACAGCCCCCACAACCUGUUGAUCCUGAGCCAGAAGCUCCUCCGAAACCUACUGGAAGAGCUGCUUUGUUGAAAAAAAUUCAGGAAAGUCGACAAAAAAAGGUUGGCAGUGAUGUAUUACAUGUGAAUGUAACAUCUUCUGAAGUUGCACUUCCUCUUCAAGCUGGAAUUGAAUCAAAAGAUGUGUCUGAAAUUACAGAAGAAGUUUCGAAAUUAGCUAUCACCAAAGAACGAGCACCUGUUACUUAUAGAGGUGAAACUGGCAAACCUGUCAACGUAACUUCAAAUUAUAUAAGAUUAAGGAUUGAAAAGGAUAGAGGUGUUUUUGAAUAUGAGGUUCGAUUUAAUCCUGAUGUUGAUUGCAAAAGGACAAGAUGCAGAAUGGUGAAUCAACACAUGGCAGAAAUGGGAAAAAUUAAGAUGUUUGAUGGUGGAGCAGUACUCUACCUACCAAAGCUUCUGGCAACUGAAAAAGUCCAUUUUGAAUGUUCCCUUCCCACUGGAGAACCUGUUACAAUGGAAAUUAUUUACAAACGAAAAAAAAAUAUGUCAGAAUGCCUUCACUUAUAUAAUGUGCUUUUCAAAAAAGUCAUGAGAGCCUUGAUGUAUUCACAAAUGGGUAGAAACUAUUAUAAUAUGAAAGAAAAGUAUUCAAUCCCACAACAUAGACUCGAAGUUUAUCCUGGAUUUGCAGUUACUGCUGAUGAACUGGAAAGUGGUCUUCUUUUAUGCCUCGACACACAACAUAGAGUUCUAAGGUGUCAAAAUGUUUACGAAUUGAUGUGUGAAUUGAAUAGAGACCCUAAUUUUAAAGAAAAUUUCGCAAAUUCGGUUAUUGGAUGUUGUGUUUUGACACGAUAUAACAAUAAAACUUAUAUCAUUGAUGAUGUUGCAUGGGACACCAGCCCAAGUGAUGAGUUUGAAACGUCAGAUGGAUCUGCCAUUUCCUUCAUCGAUUACUAUAAAAAACAAUAUAAUAUCACCAUACAAAAUGGAUCUCAACCAUUAUUAGUUAAUCGUAAGUCUAUCAAAACUUCCGAUGCAUCUGGAAAAGUAGAUCGAAUGGUUUGCUUAGUACCUGAAUUAUGUUACUUAACUGGGCUGACGGAUAAAAUGAGAGCAGACUUCAGGGUUAUGAAAGAUGUUGCGGCUUAUACUAGAGUUACUCCCGCCCAAAGAGUGAACUGCUUGAGAACGUACAUACAAAAUGUAUCCAAGUCAGCUGAAGCACAACAAAUUUUAGGGGACUGGGGUUUAAAAUUAGAGGAGAGUACCAUUCAAAUGGAAGGUAGAUUAUUAGGAAAUGAAACUAUUCUUUUCGGCGACAAUAAAGAAUUUCGAUGUGGAAAUAAUGCCGACUGGACGAGAGCCCUUUCCGACCACAAGACAACGUUACCGAUUGAUCUAUUGACUUGGGUGGUAUUCUAUACUAACCGUGAUAAAAAUUCUGCUGCCAAAUUUGCAGAAACAAUGACAAGGAUAGGCUCCGCUUUAGGAUGCAUUAUCAAAAGGCCACAGUUGGUUCCACUAAGGGACGAUCGAAACGAAUCCUACAUAGACUGCAUCAAGCAGUAUGCCAGGUCCGGAACGCAAUGCUGUGUUUUCAUAUGUCCGACGUUACGGACCGACAGAUACGGAAUCAUAAAAAAAAUGUGCACCACUCAAUUCCCGAUUGCUAGUCAAGUAAUUCUCUCCAAAACACUGGCUAACGAACAAAAAGCCCGUGCAAUAAUCCAGAAAAUAGCUCUUCAGAUCAAUUGCAAAUUGGGAGGAACAUUAUGGACCCUCCGAUUUCCGUUCAAGAAUUGGAUGAUAAUAGGAAUAGACGUUUAUCAUCCGCCCAAAGGUUCGAAAAGUGACUCGAUCUGCGCAGUGAUCUCAAGUUUGAACGAAAGCAUAUCCAGAUGGUUCUCCAUGGCCCUACCGCAAAAAGGAGAACUGAGUGAAUUUUACAAAUUGGUGUUCAAGAAAUCCCUCGAACAGUAUCAGAAAGUGAACGGCACCUUCCCAUCGAAAAUCGUAAUAUUCCGUGAUGGUGUCGGUGACGGUCAAUUGGACCAUUGUUUAAGACUGGAAGUACCCCAAUUCGAGGACACUUUAAGACAGUUUCAUUUGGAUGCUAAACUUUGUUUCGUCGUAGUCCAAAAGAGGACGAAUACGAGGAUAUUUUUGAGGAACAGUCAGGGUUACGCGAAUCCCGAACCCGGUACAGUAUUAGAUCAUACGAUCACCCGUAAAUAUCAUUCCGAUUUCUUUUUAGUUCCUCAAAACGUGAGACAGGGUACGGUCAAUCCAACUCAUUACAUUGUUUUAUAUGAUAGUUGCAAUUUUAAGCCAGACCACAUACAAAGAUUAGCGUUUAAGUUGUGCCAUUUGUAUUAUAAUUGGUCGGGAACGGUUAGGGUUCCCGCACCGUGUCAAUACGCCCAUAAAUUGGCUCAGCUUUACGGUCAGUACAUAAACAAUCCUGUUGCACCCGAGUUGGCUGAUAAAUUAUAUUACCUUUAAUUUCGUUCAGUUUGCUGUUACAAGCGAGCCACCUUUUUUUUUUGUUAUCGUGUGUUUUUUCCAAAUAAUUUUUUUUAUGUCAGAAUACUCUUUAUUUGAUAAUCGACAAAUUGAAUAUUGAAAUCUUGUUAGUUACCAUUUCCUUUUUUUUUUAAUUUCAUUACUGUUGUUUAGUUAAUUGAUAUACUUCGAGUGAAACACUGAAAAAUUUGCCUUCGGAAUUCGAAAUAAUGAAUUUAUUAACAUAGUAAACACUUUGUGAUAUUUGAGACGAGCAUGUUUGAAAGGCAUGAUGUAAAAAUAAAUAUUAUAUAUUGAUAUAAACGUGAAGAAUAGUCAAUUUUAUUUGAUACUUUUUAUAAUUGAUUUUCCAAUAUAAAUUUAUUUAUUGUGA